AAAUUGUUACCGCUGCCCAUUUCAUUUAAUCUCUUCUCAUUACUUCUCUCCAUCUUCUGUCAGCCCUAGAGGAUAGAAAGGAGGGAGCUGUCGAGGGUCUUUUUGGGGGUGGGGGGAGCAAGGGUCCCCCAGGUGUAAACUUGGAAAGGCAGACUCUCUCCCCUCCCUUCCUGCCAUGGAGAAACCCACUUACAAUUCGACUCACAGCAAGAAGGCGAUCCAACCCCUUCAUUAUCUUAGCAGAGCGGAAGCCACAGCUAUUGAGAAGGAGCUGCUGGAAGAGUUUAAAUUUGGCCAUCAGCAGUUAAUUGAGAUCUGGGGUCAUGCUUCUGCCAUGGCAGUGACCAAGGUUUUCCCCAAGCAGUCUCUCUCAAAGAAGCAGCCGACACUAUUGGUGAUCUGUGGUUGUGAACAGAAUGGGGCCAUCGGCCUGGCAUGUGCCCGGCAUUUGCGUGUAUUUGAAUACGAGCCGACCAUUUUCUACCCCAAAAAGUCGUCUAAUCCUCUCUACAGAGAUUUCACCACGCAGUGUGAAAAGAUCGACAUUCCUUUCCUUUCCUACCUGCCAGCAGAGGUGAAAGCUGUACAAGAAUCAGGUUGGGAUGUAGAGAUGGGCAGCAGUGAUGGAAUCAGCCCCGAUGUUCUUGUCUCUUUGGCGGCUCCAAAGCAAUGUGCCACAAGAUUUAUGGGCAAGCAUCACCUGGUGGCUGGGCGCUUCCUCCCUUACGACGUGCAGAAAAAAUUCGAACUGAAUUUGCCAGAAUACCCUGGCACAGAGUGUGUGGUUUCUCUGUAAAGCAGGGGUGUCCAACCUUGGCAGCUUUUUUUAAGGCUUGUGGACUUCAACUCCCAGAAUUCCCCCAACCAACAUGGGGAGUUCUGGGGAGUUGAAGUCCACAGGUUCUUAAAGUUGCCGAGGUUGGACACCCUUUGUUGUAGAGCUUGGAAUCAUCCAGCAGUUUGUGGCUUCUGGAUAUCUUGGCCCUGCUGAGAAUUCCCUGGUUUGCUUCUCUUGAAUGUCAAAACGAGAUCCCCAGUAUUAAUCCGUUCCAUGUCUAGGCUUUGGAAUGUAUAAUAGUAUUGUUUAAUUCAUUGUAAAAAAUCUGGCAAAACCAUUUGGAAGAAACAGAAUGCUCAGACAACUGAGCCACCUAAGGGGACCCCUCCGGAAAAUGUAAAUUAAAAGAGACACACAUAAAUUCCUCUUCAAAUAACUGUUAUGAAACCCAUUAAAAUUCAAGCCAGUUUCUUUUUUUUUAAAUCUGCUGAAAGCUGAUUUAUGUCUAGGUUGUGUGUCUGUCUGUGUGUGCGUGUGUGCUUUUAGGAAAGAAGUUUUUUUUUUAAUGAAGGCACACUCAAUUUUUUAAUUUUUCUUCUUUCUUCCCUGUUGACUCCUCAAAGCAGUCUUUAGCAAUUUAAGCCCAAAAGCUGAUCUAAAUAUAUAUUAUAUAUGUCAUACUUUCAGGGGUAUGUUUUCUCGAGAUGGUCUCACCCAUCUGGGACUAGUCCAUUGCAAUCAAGGUAGGGGUGGCUGCCAGGGAAGUUGCUAAUAUGCUCACCUCUUGCAAAAUUUAAAUAUCUCACCUUACCCUGCCUUCAGAUUAACCCACCUGAAUGGAAAGAUCUCAAUGUAUAGGUGAGGCAAAGGUGCUGGGAAGAGGCAUUCAAGUUUGAUAGGCCUUAAGGAACAGUUUGGGACAGGAGUUGGACAGGGAUGAGCAAUGUUCUAUUUAUUUCUCCUUAUUUAUAUUAAAAUUCUUCCCUCCCCUUCUAAUGUAUACACAUCAUCAAGCAGGAGGUGCUUAAUAUCGAAAAAGUGGAAGGACAACAGAUAGAGCAAUGCUGGGUACAAGUCAGGAGUGGGUUCCAGCAGUCGCUACUGCCGGUUCGCUUGAUGUACGCAAGCCCGCAUGCGCAGAGCAAUAAAAAUUGUUCUGCGCAUGCACAGAACCAAAAAACAAGAUGGCGGCACUAUUGAUGCAGACCGGAGAACUGGCUCGGGGGCGUGGCAGGCUUAGGUCGCUGCCGGUUCCAGCGACCCAGGUCGCCAAACCACUACUGGUUCGGCCCAACCAGUCCGAACUGGUAGGGAUCCACCACUGGUACAAUUGCAACUGGCCUUUUUAAAGCUUUCUCUCCCCGCCUCCACCUUCCCUUCUGUUAAAAUGGACAUACAGGUAGUCUUCGACUUAUGACCGUAAUAAUCGAGGCCAGAAUUAUGGUUGUAAAUCG
This is a messenger RNA of Thamnophis sirtalis, 2232 nucleotides long. NCBI's taxonomy places the organism in Eukaryota, Metazoa, Chordata, Lepidosauria, Squamata, Natricidae. The record is from RefSeq and is a predicted model, not a curated record.